ACAACCGCCCAUGCCGCCGCCGCCGCCGCCAUAUCCAUACUCUUCAAACCAAUACUCUCCUCACAACCACUUCAACGACUACUACUUAAACCCAUCUUUCCGAGCGAGCAGAAGCAUCUCUCCAAACCCUAACCUCCCCACCGCAACCACUGUUAAUUACAUGGCCGAUAGUCCUGUGGAACCGAGCUGCUACACUUGUGUAGGUGCACCCGUUGGUCCGACCGGUUUCCCUAGCCGUGACUCCGCCAGCGUCCGUGCGCCGCUCGAACCGCCACAAGGUCGUGAUAGUGACGCUUCACGGCAGCGUUUGGAUCAGUCUCUUAGGUUCCCCAUCAAUCGGUUCCAAGAUCAUCACUCGCUCUGAAAUAUUAAAAUAGAUUCCCUCUGCUUUUCUUUUUCUUUAUCUUCUUUUGUUAUUUUGGGUAUUUUUCUUGUUCUCUUAAUUUGUUACUUUGUUGGGUCUAUGUAAAA
Camelina sativa (false flax) is the source of this 471-nucleotide messenger RNA. The record is from RefSeq and is a predicted model, not a curated record. NCBI's taxonomy places the organism in Eukaryota, Viridiplantae, Streptophyta, Magnoliopsida, Brassicales, Brassicaceae.